This is a messenger RNA of Rotaria socialis, 636 nucleotides long. Lineage: Eukaryota; Metazoa; Rotifera; Eurotatoria; Philodinida; Philodinidae. The record is from the annotation of a GenBank genome assembly.
AUGACUUCCUUAAGUACAGAACAAAUGCAAGUGGCUGUUAUUGGCAUAGCCUGUGAAUUUGCCGGUGAUAUUCAUUCUCCGACAGAUUUAUGGCAUGCAUUGGAAGAAAGUCGAGAUGUGGGCAGUGAAAUUCCUCGUGAUCGACUCGACAUAGAUUCUUAUUGUGUGCAUAUGUUUAACAAGGAUAAUGAUGGACAUUUUCGUCAAAAGCUCCUUCGUCGAGGAUAUUUUCUGUCGGCGAAUCAAUGGGAUACGUUUGAACCGAGUUUCUUUGGUCUUUCGGACGCAGAAUCAGGCAGUGUUGACCCGUGUCAUCGACUACUCAUGCUCAAGUUUGUUCAUUUACUCGAAGAUGCUGGCUAUAGUAUUGAGAAAAUAAGUGGCUCACGAACAUCAGUGCAUAUUGGCCAAUUUUCUACAGAUCAUGCUGCUACAACAUUUCGCAUAGAGCCUGAACAUCGUUCUCGUUUUCAUGGACCAAAUACUUUACUAUACAACGCUGCAGCUCGAUUAUCGUACCAUUUCAAUUUGCAGGGUCCUAACGUAUCAUUGGAUGUGGCCUGUUCAUCAUCAUUAGAGGCUGUGCAUAUGGCUGUACAAGCACUACGUACAAACGAAGCAGAUAUGGCAGUAUGA